Molecule: messenger RNA, 706 nt
Organism: Meleagris gallopavo (turkey)
Lineage: Eukaryota; Metazoa; Chordata; Aves; Galliformes; Phasianidae
Source: RefSeq, a predicted model, not a curated record
GAUUUUGCUUUCUUCCUUAAACAGGGAUGCCCUUCUUGUAAUUCAGUGGAAUAUCCGUGCCUUUAUGGCUGUGAAGAAUUGGCCCUGGAUGAAGCUUUUCUUUAAGAUCAAACCUCUUCUGAAGUCUGCAGAAACUGAAAAAGAGAUGGCCAAUAUGAAGGAAGAGUUCUUGAAACUGAAGGAGGCCCUGGAAAAAUCUGAAGCAAGGAGAAAGGAACUUGAAGAGAAACAAGUCUCUUUAGUUCAAGAAAAAAAUGAUUUGCUAUUGCAGCUCCAAGCUGAGCAAGACACUCUGGCAGAUGCUGAGGAGCGAUGCGACUUGUUGAUUAAAUCCAAGAUUCAGCUGGAGGCCAAAGUCAAAGAGCUGACAGAGCGAGUUGAGGAUGAGGAAGAGAUGAAUUCUGAGCUGACAUCCAAAAAGAGAAAAUUGGAAGACGAGUGCUCUGAGCUCAAGAAAGAUAUUGAUGAUCUUGAAAUAACACUUGCAAAAGUAGAGAAAGAGAAGCAUGCUACUGAAAAUAAGGUGCCUGUUGAACUUUGCCAUAUAUUCAAAAGAGGUCAAGCAAGGAUUAUCUUUAUGACAAGAUCUACUGGUCUUUUUGACAGCUUUAUACUCUGUUACAUAGGCCAAACUGUAGGAUCACUACACACAGAGUCAUUUGAACCUAUGAGGGAAAAUCAGUUAGUCUGAGUUUCUCUUUUUCUG